AUGAAGGAAAGCCAUCACCCCGUCGCACAGCCUGUCAAGGUCGGAGUACACGAUGCCGGAGCCAUCGUAGCCUUUGGAAGUUUCUUGGUAACCAAGGAACUUCUCCAAGCCGGAGCACAGGUCAAGGAGGCAGCGAGGGAGGUGGGUGGACAGGGUGAGGGAGGUGAAGGGGCGAAAGAGGGCGAUGAGGGAGGAAGAUGGGUUGAAGUAAGGCGAUCUUGGAGGUGGAGGGAGGAAGUGGAAAACGAGGAUUGGGGUGAAGGACGCCGACGGAGGAGGUGA
Messenger RNA from Babesia ovata, 282 nucleotides. RefSeq names its product reductase flavo subunit, putative. The transcript has 2 exons. The coding region runs from base 1 to 282 and encodes 93 amino acids. Lineage: Eukaryota; Apicomplexa; Aconoidasida; Piroplasmida; Babesiidae. The record is from RefSeq and is a predicted model, not a curated record.